Molecule: messenger RNA, 1101 nt
Organism: Cutaneotrichosporon cavernicola
Lineage: Eukaryota; Fungi; Basidiomycota; Tremellomycetes; Trichosporonales; Trichosporonaceae
Gene: PTC7
Exons: 4
Coding region: 1-1101 (366 amino acids)
Biological process (GO): protein dephosphorylation
Molecular function (GO): protein serine/threonine phosphatase activity
Source: RefSeq, a predicted model, not a curated record
AUGCGCGCGACCCGCGUCGUCCUCAACCUCGCUCAUCCGGUGAGCACACGCGCGCCGCCAGCUCUCGUGUACAACCUCGGCAUCAGCUAUGCGGCCAAGCACUCGCCGCCGUUCGUGCCGCCCAACGCGCACCCCGCGUCGGGCGGCUUCGCGGGCCAGCCAUCCAAGCUCGGCAAGUGGGUCGACACGAUGAAGGCGCUCCCUGCAGGCCGGGGAGAGCUCGAGCCGACCAAGGACGAGCGCGAGGCGGGCAAGCGCGAGCUCGACCUCCAGAUUGCUGUAAACAAAUGGGGGGCGGGCGAGGACUUUUUCGCGGUCGUGUCGACGGAUACGUUUACCCACAUCGCCGCAUCCGACGGGGUCGGCGGCUGGGCACCCCAGUUCGACCCAUCGCUCUACUCCCAGGCCCUCAUGUUCCACUACGCACAGGCACUGACUGCGUCGCCGAGCAUGGCCCCAUGGGAGGCGCUGAACCGGGCCUACGCGGCAGUCGAGGCGGACGACAACGUCAAGGCAGGCAGUGCUACGGCUGUGGGCGUGAGCAUGGGCGAGACCGGCAAGGGGCAGGCUAUCAACCUCGGCGACUCGGGCUUGACGAUCCUGCGCGGCGGCAAGGCCGUCUUCGAGACGCUGACGCAGACACACUUCUUCAACUGCCCCUACCAACUGUCCAAAACGCCGCUCACGAUGCGCUCCCCUGACCUCAUAACCGACACGCCCGCACAGGCGGACAAAUUUGAGUUUGACCUCGAGCCCGGAGACGUCGUGUUGCUGUACACGGACGGGUUGAGCGACAACCUGCCCGCGCAGCGGAUCCCAUUGCUGAACGCGGCGGUUCUGCAGACACUCGAGCUCGAGGCUAACGCAGACCUGAGCGUCGAGGACAAGCGCGCCGCGCACGCACGCCUGCUCGCUGACGUACUCGUCGCUGCGUCGCGGUACGGCAUGUGCUUCACUGGCGAGGAGGACGUGAGCAAGGGCGGUGCUUGGAAGACGCCGUUCGAGAUCGAGGCCAAGAGCCACCGCCGCGACUUUAAGGGGGGCAAGAUCGACGACGUCACUGUCCUGGCCGUGACGGUUGCGGAGAGGUUGGGGGCUUAG